Molecule: messenger RNA, 637 nt
Organism: Humulus lupulus (European hop)
Lineage: Eukaryota; Viridiplantae; Streptophyta; Magnoliopsida; Rosales; Cannabaceae
Exons: 1
Coding region: 1-597 (198 amino acids)
Source: RefSeq, a predicted model, not a curated record
AUGGUUAACUUCUCGGCCACCACAACCACCAAGAUAUCGUCUCUUCAAGCGGUCAUGGCUCACCUUUGGGUCUCCAUAACCCGAAACCGAAAUCUCAAACCCGAACAGGAAGUGAGCUACUUCAUCACGGUUGGUCUCAGGCAGAGAACGGAGCCGCCAUUACCAGAAGGGUAUUUUGGGAAUGCGAUUAUGGCUGCGUGUGCGAAGACCAUAGUUGGAAAGUUGGUAGGGAAGAAUGGAUUGGGCUGGGCCGCUUUGCAGAUGAACACUGAGGUUACUUCGCAGACAUGGGAGAAGGCCCAAGAGUACUUGAAGAAAUGGGCUGAAAGCCCAAAACUGGUACCACAAGAAAACGAUGAGAUUUGGUCUCAUCUACUAGUGACUGGUAGUUCACCAAGGUUCGAUGUUUAUGGGAAUGACUUUGGUUGGGGAAAACCAGUGGCUGUGAGAAGUGGUCCUGGGAACAAGUCUGAAGGAAAGUUGACUGUUUAUGCUGGGACUGAAGAUGGAAGCUUUGACUUUGAGGCUUGUCUAAGGCCUGAGACAUUUGAGGCCAUGAAAGAUGAUGAAGAGUUCAUGGAAACUCUGACAAUGUGAUUUUGUUUUGGAACUAUUCAUCGAUCAGUUUGUAUGUAUA